AUGGGGCUCUUUAUCCACAGCACCAAGGAUCAUGGGCUCUUCACGUCCACACUGCAGCCUGGGCUCUGUCGCUACGGAGCGAAGCUGGCCUGCUGCUACGGCUGGAGAAGGACCAGCGAGGGAGCCUGUGAAGCUUCGUGUGAACCUGGAUGCAAGUUCGGGGAGUGUGUGGGACCAAACAAAUGUCGAUGCUUUCCAGGAUACACCGGGAAGAUGUGCAGUCAAGAUGUGAAUGAGUGUGGAAUAAAGCCCCGGCCGUGCCAACACAGAUGUGUGAAUACACACGGGAGCUACAAGUGCUUUUGCCUGAGCGGUCACAUGCUCAUGCCGGAUGCCACGUGUGCAAACCCCCAGACGUGUGCCCUGACAAACUGCCAGUACAGCUGCGAAGACACGGAGGAAGGGCCUCGCUGUCUGUGUCCGUCCUCGGGACUCCACCUGGCACCAAACGGAAGAGUCUGUAUAGAUGUCGAUGAAUGUGCCUCUGCCAAAGCCAUCUGCCCUUACAAUCGAAGAUGCGUGAACACGUUUGGAAGCUACUACUGCAAAUGUCACGUUGGUUUCGAACUGAAAUAUGUCCGUGGCCGCUAUGACUGUGUAGAUAUAAAUGAGUGUGCUGGGAAUACCCCUCCGUGCAGCCUCUAUGCCAGCUGCCUCAAUACCCAGGGAUCCUUCAAGUGUAAAUGCAAGCAGGGAUACAGAGGCACUGGACUUCAGUGUUCUGUUAUCCCUGAAAAUUCUGUGAAGGAAGUCCUCAGAGCUCCUGGUACCAUCAAAGACAGAAUCAAGAAGCUGCUGGCUCACAAAAACAGCAUGAAAAAGAAGAUAAAAAUCAAAAAUGUCAUCACAGAACCUUCUGGAACUCCUGCCCCUAAGGUUAACGUGCAGCCCCUCAACUCUGAAGAGCGUGUUUCCAGAGGUAGGAACGCAGAUGGAGGUAAAAAACGAAAUGAAGAGAGAAAGAAAGAGGGGCUCGAGGGGAAGAAAAGAAAGGAGAAAACCUUGAAGAACCACGUGGAGCGGGAGCAGAGCCUUCGAGGAGAUGUGUUCUCCCCUAAGGUGAACGAAGCCAGUGAAUUGGGUGUGGUUCUGGUCGAGAGAAAAGCUGUCACAUCCAGACUGGACCUCAGAGAUGUAAAUAUCUCAGUUGACUGCAGCUUUGACCACGGGGUCUGUGACUGGAAACAGGAUAUGGAAGAUGACUUUGACUGGAACCCUGCCGAUCGAGAUAACGCUGUUGGCUACUAUAUGGCAGUUCCGGCCCUGACAGGCCGCAAGGACAUCGGCCGCCUGAAUCUCCUGCUCCCGGACCUGCAGCCGCAAAGCAACUUCUGUUUGCUCUUCGAUUACCGGCUGGCCGGAGACAAAGUAGGGAAGCUUCGAGUGUUUGUGAAAAACAGUAACAACGUCCUGGCAUGGGAGGAGACCAGGAGUAAGGACGAAAGGUGGAAGACUGGGAAAAUUCAGCUGGAGCAAGGGAGCAUCACUACCAAAAGUAUCAUUUUUGAAGCAGAACGUGGCAAGGGCAAAGCCGGAGAAAUUGCGCUGGACGGCGUCUUGCUGCUUUCAGGCUUAUGUCCAGGUGGCCUGUUACCUGUGAACGGUUGAAUGUGACCGUGGUCUUUUGUGUCUUUAUAUUUGGCUUUGGAUGUCCAUUCUCUGUCUUCUGGUAUUACAUCACAGAUUCCCCCACUUUAGAAACACAAACUGAAAAACCAUAAUGUACCAACAGAAACAUUGUCACACGCCUUUCUUGGAUAAGAGGUGCCAGGAGUUGCUUUAGGUAUAGCACCGCUGUGUUUCUGAAAUGAUUAAAAGAAAAAAACAGUAACAGAAACUACGGGGAAUUGUUUCUUUGUUUCCCUUUUCUGGCCCGGCUUGGAAACUGUGACGUCACAGCUAGAUUUUUUGUUUUUUACCUGAGUGGCUUAGCCUGCUGUUUUAUAGCCAAGCUUGUAUAUUUCAAGUCUUUGUAAUAAUAUUCAAAUAAUCACCUUGUGCCAUGGUUUAAGUCUUCCUAAGUAAGAAAAUAAGCUUUGGACGCUAUGUUUUGUUACAUGUAUGAUUAUUUGCUUUCCUGGAAAAUGUGGGUUUUAUUGCUUUGUGUUGGAAAUACUUUGCAUUCUUACAAAUUCAUAAAAUUACUUCCUCUUCUGGGAGCACAUGACUGCUUUAUUAGGCCUUGUACGUGCAGUGCAAAUUAGCUUAAGUUGUGGAAUGUAAGGCCUCGGAGAAAUACCUGAAACGAAAUCAUGCCAAUAUCAGGAAACAGAAGAAAGACCAAUGCCUUCUUUUCUCUGUUUCUCUUUUCUUCCAAAUUCAGGAACAGCUUUGUGUGGUAAUGAAUCUUGAAUUAUUCCCCUGAGGAUGAGUGUGUAUUAUGUUUUUCGACUCUAGGUCUUAAACAGGUGUAGGACAUCUCCCAAACAGAAUAUUCCCCAGUAUUCGUCACCCCCUAAAGCAACGAAGGCAUCGAGCUGUAGGAGGAACGAAAGAGAGAAGAUGGUCCACUUACUAAUCUUUAAUGUGUGUAACUUCACUCUUAAGGUUUUUUUUAAUUUUUCAUUUUAACGUUUAUUGUAUUUUUGAGAGAGAGACAGGGC
Hyaena hyaena (striped hyena) is the source of this 2603-nucleotide messenger RNA. It is a transcript of the gene EGFL6, whose product is annotated as EGF like domain multiple 6. The coding region runs from base 1 to 1608 and encodes 535 amino acids. The record is from RefSeq and is a predicted model, not a curated record. Gene Ontology annotation, cellular component: membrane. NCBI's taxonomy places the organism in Eukaryota, Metazoa, Chordata, Mammalia, Carnivora, Hyaenidae. The transcript has 11 exons. Gene Ontology annotation, molecular function: calcium ion binding.